Messenger RNA from Gasterosteus aculeatus aculeatus (three-spined stickleback), 2534 nucleotides. RefSeq names its product ubiquitin domain containing 1a (gene ubtd1a). Lineage: Eukaryota; Metazoa; Chordata; Actinopteri; Perciformes; Gasterosteidae. The record is from RefSeq and is a predicted model, not a curated record. Gene Ontology annotation, molecular function: protein binding.
AAGUAAUGUAAACGUUCGUGAUGAUAUCCGUUGACCGGAUUUAUAAGAAGAAAUUAUUUCUAUGCAUUAUUUUCAUUUUGAGUGUUGUUGCAAGUGAGAUGAGAGGACAUUGAGUUUGAGAGACCUGCACAUUUUCUAAAGGACACCGUUCUAUUAGCUCAGAUUACAAGGUAAUUAUACAGUCAAUUAAAUGGCUUCUGUGGUUAUAUGUUUAAAUGCUGUGUUAUAUACUACCCAUCUUAUGUUACAUUAGACAUAUAAUCAUAUCAGGACAGAUUGUCAUUUGACAAGAUGAUGCAGCCUCAACAAUUCAGGUAUUUAGGUUGAAAUGCAGGUUUGGGGAUUUCUAACCACACCCCUGUUCCAAAGACCUACGUCUCUUUCUGAGAGCUGCCUGUCCGUCUCAGGUGUAAAAUAUUUAAGGCCUCAUGGCUUAUUCUAAACUUUGCUGAGGACCAGCGCGUUUCAAUUGUGUUACAUACACUCCUUGUUGAAAAAAGUGCCAAUGCACUCCGCUGGAUUGUCAUACAUUAUGCAAGAAGUAGCAGCACGUUCACAGGCUCAGACCUGCUGUUAUCAGAUACCAGCACAGAAGGCCUUUGGAACUUGCUGCCUAUCAAUUGAGAAAACAUAUGAGCACUCAUUCACAAAGGAAAAGCAACCAGCAGGUGCAGUAGCUCCUCCUGUAAUGUCCUGACAGGGCUUUAUUGUCUGUUAAUAGGUUUAGUAUGCUGCAUUUGGAUAUUUCUAUCCUGUCUCCUAAUCGAGCUAAUAGGAUUACACCUAAAGAAGCAAGUCCGGCUAGAACAACAAACUCACUCUCCCCACCUAUUCAACCUCUGUCGAUUACCUGACCCGGCGGUAUUUUGAGGCUUUUAAGUAUUUGUUAUUGAAAGGGAUAUAAAUGGAAGGACUGACAUCUUAAAGUCAACUGGGGAAAUACGAGACUGUUAACUGAGUGUCUGAAGUGGAGGCUUCUCAUUGACUCGGCGGCUGCCUCCUCAAUUGAGACACCUGUUGCAACACGCUGGUUGGACACCGCAGGGUUGUCCUCGUCCUCCGGGGUCGUGGUCGUUUUGGUCAUUCAGGCAGACUUUUAACUGACUCAAAUCAAAACCUCAAAGUAAAAACAGCUAUGGGAGUACCCAACUCCAGGGAAUACAACUACUAUCAAGCGCCAAACACACCCUUUAGGAUUUUGCUGAAAAGACGCAAUGAGCCUCUCAAGAAGGAGCGUCCGAAGUGGAGGAGCGAGUACCCGAUGACGGAGGGCCAGCUGAGGAGCAAAAGGGAUGAGUUUUGGGAUACGGCUCCUGCCUUUGAUGGACGAAAAGAGAUUUGGGACGCACUCAGAGCAGCCGCCCUGGCUGCAGAGUGCAAUGACCUGGAGCUAGCACAGGCAAUAGUGGAUGGAGCCUGCAUUACUGUUCCCCAUGGUUCCCUCACGGAGAGUUAUGAUGAACUGGGCAAUCGCUACCAGCUCCCGGCCUACACAUUAGCCCCGCCUGUCAACCUAAUCUCUGAAACGUCCAGCGAGAGCAAAGUCUCCGACGCCACACAAAAACAAGCUCAACCGCCUCCGUGCAGACAAGAGUUCCAGCUGCGGGUUCGAUUGUCAACAGGAAAGGAUUUGCGUCUUACUGCCAGCAUGGCAGACUCCAUCGCUGAGCUAAAGAAACAAUUGGAAAAAAAGGAAGAAAUUAGCAUUUCGCGCCAGAGGUGGUUCUUUUCCGGGAAGCUCCUGACUGACAAGACUCGUCUUCAAGACGCCAACAUCCAGAAGGACUUUGUCGUUCAAGUGAUUCUCAACAUGAACUCUCCUGUCGUAGUAAACUGAUUUGUGGGACAGGUUGCUUUGAUGAGAGGAAAAUGAAAAAGACGUGCCAGAGAAGGGGGGCAGAAGUAGGGCUUGAAAUCAUUGCAGUGGAUUUUGUACAUUUUUAUAUAACAAAUUACUGCUUUUAUAUUUCUCCUUUUUCUAUGUUUUCCUUUUUCCAAAUGAAGUAAGAACAUUGAAAAACACUUUAGAUUAGCAGUAGUCCUACAAUGCACAUUCCAGUGUCUUACAAUGUUGUUUGUGUGGAAACCACAGUUCUAUUGUUUACACGGGUUCCCCUCCUUGUUGUGUAUGUACUUGCUUACUUGUGUAUGUCAGUGCUUCGACUGAACAUGGUUCACCUGAGGGUCAGAUAAAUGAAAAUACAUUCCCCUUUUUUGACAGAUGUCUGUCAUGCAAUUUUAGAAACAAGACAAUGUUGGCAAAAAAAUGUAGCAAAAAAUAAAAAUGUAAAUAUCUGUUUCCAUAUAUGUUGUCUGGUCAUGCACCUAUGUGCACACUACAUUUUCAAUUCACAUCUGGAUAUUUGUUAUAAAGGAACGGGGUGUCAUGAAAGCAUCUUUGUAAAAGCUAAUGAGAGAUAAUAAGGUUAGUUUUUUUAUUUUAUCACUCCAAACAAGAAACUAUAGUAUUCUGUACAAUAUGAUACUCACUGUACUUGGAUAACUUAUCAAUAAAUAUUGUACAUGUAAAAACA